This is a messenger RNA of Aspergillus pseudotamarii, 1407 nucleotides long. Its product is annotated as kynureninase. Gene Ontology annotation, molecular function: kynureninase activity; pyridoxal phosphate binding. Gene Ontology annotation, cellular component: cytoplasm. Gene Ontology annotation, biological process: NAD+ biosynthetic process. The transcript has 4 exons. NCBI's taxonomy places the organism in Eukaryota, Fungi, Ascomycota, Eurotiomycetes, Eurotiales, Aspergillaceae. The coding region runs from base 1 to 1407 and encodes 468 amino acids. The record is from RefSeq and is a predicted model, not a curated record.
AUGUCUAACGUCAAAUUGUCCAAGCCGGUUUUCCCUGAAAUUGCAGGGUCAAAGGAAUAUGCGGCGUCUCUCGACGCAGCAGACCCAUUGGCAUCAUUUCGUGAUAAGUUCAUUAUUCCUUCGAAGGCAAACAUAAAUAGCAAAAAGCUUGCAAAGCCAGGUCUCUCAUCAGACCCGUGCAUUUACUUCUGUGGCAACUCCCUGGGUAUUCAACCAAAGGCCACAGCGAAAUACCUGGAGGCACAGUUAGAUACUUGGUCGUCAAUUGGUGUAUCUGGUCAUUUCGUAGAUCUUGAGGGCUCUCCCCUGAAACAAUGGCAAUUGCUUUCAGAACAAGCCGCAGCAUCGAUGAGUAAGAUCGUUGGAGCACAAGCAGAUGAAGUUGCAGCAAUGGGAACCCUAACUGCAAACCUUCAUCUCUUGCUUGCAAGCUUCUAUAAACCGACUCCAACAAAGCAUAAGAUUCUGUUGGAUUGGAAGGCUUUCCCUAGUGAUCAUUAUGCCAUUGAAUCUCAUCUGUCCUGGCACGAUCUCGACCCGAAGCAAUCCAUGGUUCUCAUUGGCCCAGAUGAGGGCGAGUACGAGAUCUCCACAGAAAAGAUCUUGUCUUACAUUGACGAGCAUGCUGAAAGUGCAGCUCUCAUUCUUUUGCCAGGAAUCCAAUACUAUACUGGACAGCUUUUCGACAUCCAAAAGAUCACAGCCUAUGCACAGUCACGAAAUCUUACUGUUGGGUGGGAUUUAGCGCAUGCGUACGGCAAUGCUGAGCUGAAACUACAUGAUUGGAAUGUCGACUUCGCAGCCUGGUGCACGUAUAAAUACGGAAAUGCCGGACCUGGGGCAAUGGGAGGACUUUUCGUCCAUGAGAGGCAUGGUCGAGUUGAUUAUAGCGAAGGAGAGGACGCUCCAAAGUUUAGGCAUCGUCUGACCGGGUGGUAUGGUGGUGAUAGAAGCGUGAGGUUCAAGAUGGAUAAUAAUUUCAAGCCGAUCCCCGGAGCAGGCGGUUGGCAACUUUCGAAUCCCUCGGCUAUCGAUCUUGCAUGUCUCUGCGCCUCGUUGUCUGUUUUCGACGAGACAUCUAUGGCUGAACUGCGCAAGAAGUCCGUUAUGCUAACGGCGUACUUGGAGCAUCUCUUGCUAAAGGAUACCACUGACGAAACACGUUCUUUCCGCAUCAUCACACCAGCAGAUCCCGAGGCAAGAGGGGCUCAACUCAGUGUUUUACUGAAGCCCGGCUUGUUGCAGAACGUCUCUCAGAAAUUACAAGAAGGGGGUAUAGUUUGCGACAAGAGAGAGCCGGGCGUUGUCCGCGUUGCCCCUACUCCACUGUACAACACCUUCACCGACGUAUGGAUGUUCGUGAGUUAUUUCAAGGCUGCACUGGACGAACCAGAGCUGAAGAAUUGA